This is a messenger RNA of Micropterus dolomieu (smallmouth bass), 1322 nucleotides long. Its product is annotated as mucin-5AC-like. Lineage: Eukaryota; Metazoa; Chordata; Actinopteri; Centrarchiformes; Centrarchidae. The coding region runs from base 84 to 1244 and encodes 386 amino acids. The transcript has 6 exons. The record is from RefSeq and is a predicted model, not a curated record. Gene Ontology annotation, biological process: regulation of glutamate receptor signaling pathway.
ACAACAGACUGAUCCUCGUCAUCCUGUUAGUGAUACUGUCCUGGAUAUCUGUGGGAACCUAUGCUCAAAGUCAAGACAUUGCAAUGGAAGUGUCAAAUGGCGUGACAAGUGCACCAGAUGAGACCAUGGCAACAAGCAUGACAAGUGCACCAGAUGAGACCAUGGCAACAAACAUGACAAGUGCACCAGAUGAGACCAUGGCAACAAGCAUGACAAGUGCACCAGAUGAGAGCAUGGCAACAAACAUGACAAGUGCACCAGAUGAGAGCAUGGCAACAAACAUGACAAGUGCACCAGAUGAGAGCAUGGCAACAAGCAUGACAAGUGCACCAGAUGAGAGCAUGGCAACAAACAUGACAAGUGCACCAGAUGAGAGCAUGGAAACAAACAUGACAAGUGCACCAGAUGAGAGCAUGGCAACAAGCAUGACAAGUGCACCAGAUGAGAGCAUGGAAACAAACAUGACAAGUGCACCAGAUGAGAGCAUGGCAACAAACAUGACAAGUGCACCAGAUGAGAGCAUGGCAACAAACAUGACAAGUGCACCAAAUGCGCCAAUGGCAACAAACAUGACAGCAGAACCAACGACCGCAGCCCUAGUGACACCCUACAUCAUCCCAGUGGGAUAUCUUCAGACACCUCUUUCUAGGGCAGAAUGUGGGACCCAACAGCUCUGUGUGUCCGCGCCUGCUGUCUGUGACCCCUCCAGUGAUACAACAUGUUACUUUAUUGGUGUCAAGCGGCAGAGCGGUCAAAACUUUGAGUUUGCACUCUCAGGACAAUCCACAGGCUACACCGCUAACUCCCUGUCACCUGAUGGCACACUGGGAGGAAAUGACUCAGCCUACGUCUGUGCAAACGACGGCGGUGUUGUUAGAUUCUUUACAACUGUCCUCAGUAAGAUCCAGCUGAUUGAGACAAAGCUAAACGUGAGUUCAGUAAUGGGCAGGGUCGAUGGAACCAGAAUCCAGUGUACAUUUGUUGCCACAUUACCAACAACAGCUACUAAAUCAGCAACAGUUUACGCACUCACAGUCUUGACUGGAUCUUUCAACAGACAUUAUGGAAAUCUAGGAACCCCUGUUGUCCAAUUAUUGAGCCCUCUUCUAGAUCUGGGAAAUCCUUAUGUCACUAAUAAGACCGCUACCUCUGGCAUGACCAGUGUCCACGCCACUACAUUGCAGCAAUCACUGACGCAAGCUCUACUGAUCACUGUGGGUGUGCUGGGCCUGGCCAUCUUAUGAGGAAAGUUUUAACCUCCAUGAGUCAAGACAAGAAAACCUUAACCUUAACUUCCCUAUUCAUAUACAUGUGCCACUGAA